UCCUUUUUGCAGGCUGCAGGUUCGUAGUUCCCGGUUUUUUUGGUGUCUGUCCCCAGUGGCUAAAGUUGGUUCAGUGGGUUGUGUAGGCUUCCUGGCGGAGGGGACUAGUGCCUGUGUUCUGGUUGAUGAGGCUGGAUGUUGUCUUUCUGGUGGGCAGGUCCACGUCUGGUGGUGUGUUUUGGGGUGUCUGUGGACUUAUUAUGAUUUUAGGCAGACUCUCUGCUAAUGGGUGGGGUUGUGUUCCUGUCUUGUUUGUUGUUUGGCAUAGGGUGUCCAGCACUGUAGCUUGCUGGUCGUUGAGUGAAGCUGGGUGUUGGUGUUGAGAUGGAGAUCUCUGGGAGAUUUUCGCCGUUUGAUAUUACGUGGAACUGGGAGGUCUCUUGUGGACCAGUGUGCUGAAUUGGCUCUCCCACCUCAGAGGCACAGCACUGACUCCUGGCUGCAGCACCAAGAGCCUUUCAUCCACAGGGCUCCUUAAUUUGGGAUGAUUCCUUGUCUAUUCAGGUAUUCCACAGAUGCAGGGUAUAUCAAGUUGAUUGUGGAGCUUUAAUCCGCUGCUUCUGAGGCUGCUGGGAGAGAUUUCCCUUUCUCUUCUUUGUUCUCACAGUUCCCAGGGGCUCAGCUUUGGAUUUGGCCCCGCCUGUGCGUGUAGGUCGCCGGAGGGCGUCUGUUCUUUGCUCAGACAGGACGUGGUUAAAGGAGCCGCUGAUUCGGAGGCUCUGGCUCACCCAGGCCGGGGGGUAGGGAGGGUCACGGAGUGCGGGGCGGGCCUGCAGCGGCAGAGGCCGGCGUGACGCUGCAGCCUGAGGCGCGCCGUGCGUUCUCCCGGGGGAGUUGUCACUGGAUCCCGGGACCCUGGCAGUGGCGGGCCGCACAGGCUCCCCGGAAGGGCGUGUGGCUAGUGACCUGUGUUCGCACACAGGCCUCCUGGCGGCGGCAGCAGCGGCCUUAGCGUCCCAUGUCCGUCUCUGGGCUCUGCAGUCUUAGCCGCGGCUCGCGCCCGUCCCUGGAGCUCUCUCAAGCAGGGUUCUUAAUCCCCUCUCCUCGUGCACCAGGAAACAAAGAGGGACGUAAAAGUCUCUUGCCUCUUCGGCAGGUCCAGACCCCUCCCCGGACUCUCUCCCGGCUAGCCGCGGCGCACCAACGCCCUGCAGGCUGUGUUCACGCCGCCAACCUCAGUCCUCUCCCGGCGCUCCGACAAAAGCCGGAGCCUCAGCUCCCAGUCCCGCCCGCCCCGGCGGGCGAGCAGACAAGCCUCUCGCUGGUGAGUGCCGGUCGGCCCGAUCCUCUGCGCUGGAAUCUGUCCGCUUUGCUCUCCGCACCCCUGUUGCUGUGCUCUCCUCCGCUGCUCCCAAGCUCCCCCACUCCGCCUCCCGAAGUCUCCACCCGCGAAGGGGCUUCCUAGUGUGUGGACACUUUUCCUCCUUCACAGCUCUCUCCCGCUGGUGCAGGACCCGUCCCUAUCCUUUUGUCUCUGUUUAGUUUUUUCUUUUGCCCUAACCAGGUACGUGGGGGGUUCCUUGCCUUUUGGGAGGUCUGAGGUCUUCUGCUAGCGUUCAGUAGGUGUUCCGUAGGAGUUGUUCCACGCGUAGAUGUAUUUCUGGUGUAUCUGUGGAGAGGAAGGUGAUCUCCGCGUCUUACUCUUCCGCCAUCUUCCCGGAAGUC
Orcinus orca (killer whale) is the source of this 1665-nucleotide messenger RNA. Its product is annotated as WAS/WASL-interacting protein family member 3-like. NCBI's taxonomy places the organism in Eukaryota, Metazoa, Chordata, Mammalia, Artiodactyla, Delphinidae. The record is from RefSeq and is a predicted model, not a curated record. The transcript has 2 exons. Bases 959 to 1405 code for a protein of 148 amino acids.